ACAGUUGACAAAUAUCUUGGGUAAUAUGAUCGUGCUCCAUACAUCACACAAGGAAAGGGGAUCAUUACUUUUCAACAUUUACAAACAGAUAACAAAGCUACGAUGAUUCCACAUUCCUGAUUCCACGCACAAUUCACAGUUCAUAGUUCAUAGUCCAUAUUCAUACACCGUUUCUUUGUUCUCGCUGCCUAGCAUGGCAUCAACUUCUCUCUUCAACUUCAGACUCCCUCUGUUCAACUUCAACCCACUGCACCAUCGACGGAUAAAGAGGCCAAAAUCUCUGCUGUCCUCUCCUCGCAACAGUCCACGCCUCGUUUCUUCCAUUAACGACCAUUUGGCGCUCACACGUGUCACAUAUCCGCUUCUCCAAUCUCACUCUGCUCCGAAGCGCAGAUUCCACGUUGGUGUACAGAAAGAGUAUUCUGAUGGGGAAAGCUCUGAGUCGAUUGUUUCUAACGCUACAUACCAAGAGGAAUUUUCCUGGUCUUCUGUAGUUCUUCCGUUUCUAUUCCCCGCAUUGGGUGGCUUGUUAUUUGGUUAUGAUAUUGGUGCCACCUCUGGCGCUACAAUCUCACUGCAGUCACCUGAGCUUAGCGGUAUAUCAUGGUUCAAUCUUUCUGCCAUUCAGCUUGGACUAGUGGUUAGUGGUUCCCUAUACGGGGCUCUUCUUGGCUCGCUUGUUGCAUUUGCGAUAGCUGAUUUCCUUGGGAGGAAGAAACAACUCAUUACUGCAGCACUGUUGUAUUUGUUUGGUGGUGUGAUUACUGCCUAUGCACCAGAACUUGGUGUUCUCUUAGCAGGAAGGCUGAUUUAUGGACUUGGUAUAGGUUUGGCCAUGCAUGGGGCUCCUUUAUAUAUUGCGGAGACUUGCCCAUCACAAAUCCGUGGGACAUUAGUAUCAUUAAAAGAACUCUUCAUUGUCCUUGGGAUUCUGCUUGGUUAUUUUGUGGGAAGCUUUCUGAUUGAGACAGUUGGAGGAUGGCGGUUCAUGUACGGAUUUAGUGCUCCAGUUGCUGUAUUAAUGGGGCUUGGAAUGUGGACUCUCCCCAAUUCUCCACGGUGGUUGCUUCUCAGAGCAGUGCAAGGAAAAGGUUCUUUUCAAGAUUUGAAGGAACAGGCAAUUGCUUCCCUGAGCAAAUUAAGGGGCCGACCACCUGGUGACAAAGAAUCUGAGAAGCAAAUAGAAGAGACCCUUGUCUCAUUGAAAUCUGUCUAUGCAGACCAGGAAUCCGAGGGGAAUUUCUUAGAGGUGUUUCAGGGUCCCAAUCUGAAAGCUUUCAUAAUUGGUGGGGGGCUAGUCCUAUUUCAACAGAUAACAGGUCAACCAAGUGUUCUGUAUUAUGCAGGCCCAAUUCUUCAGAGUGCUGGAUUUUCUGCUGCAUCUGAUGCUACAAAAGUUUCAGUUGUUAUUGGCCUAUUCAAGUUACUAAUGACUUGGAUUGCUGUCCUAAAAGUUGAUGAUUUGGGGAGAAGACCUCUGCUGAUUGGAGGUGUCAGUGGCAUUGCCCUUUCUCUAGUUCUCCUUUCUGCUUAUUAUAAAUUUCUUGGAGGUUUUCCACUUGUUGCUGUUGGAGCUUUACUUCUUUAUGUUGGUUGCUACCAGAUAUCAUUUGGGCCAAUAAGUUGGCUAAUGGUAUCAGAGGUCUUCCCACUUCGCACUAGAGGCAAGGGGAUUAGUCUGGCUGUUCUUACCAACUUCGCUUCAAAUGCUGUUGUUACCUUUGCAUUCUCCCCGCUAAAGGAGUUUCUAGGAGCUGAAAAUCUUUUUCUCCUUUUUGGGGCUAUUGCUACUCUAUCACUUUUGUUCAUUAUCUUUUCUGUUCCAGAGACAAAAGGCAUGAGUUUAGAAGAUAUAGAAUCCAAAAUCUUGAAGUGACAACUUAAUCUCGCACCUUUUGAUGUGAAUGCUGUAUAUUUUGUAUUCAUGAUGAAUUGCAACGAGGGCUACCAUGCUAAUGGAGGACUUAUAGCUGGGCACCAAUCUUUUGAAGACAUAUAUUACCAGUUUACCACAGUCCACAGUGCUAAUGUGCUACAUGUUAGUAUGGCACCCCUCUUUGUGCUUUGCUAGCAGUAUUUAUCAGUGGUAAACAUGAGCAGACAUUUGUGACUAAUUUUAUUCUCAAGAUUGAAGAUAGCAUAGCAUGGCUUUUGGGGAGUUUAUGCAUUGACCGAGAAAAUUGUUCAUUAAUUCCUAAUCUUCUGAUGGCGAACUUGUAUUUCCUCUAAUAUUGGAGGUCAAAUUUAACCAAUUAAUUGGGGAUUAUGUUGAAAAAUAAGUAGUGCUUGUUCGGCUUUGCUUCUUAGUUCUUGAUUUGCUUGUGUAAUGCAGCUGCUGUUUUGAUGCUGACUUGCUCCAACACGAAAACUUUUUUUUACCAACCAUCA
Molecule: messenger RNA, 2388 nt
Organism: Glycine soja
Lineage: Eukaryota; Viridiplantae; Streptophyta; Magnoliopsida; Fabales; Fabaceae
Product: D-xylose-proton symporter-like 3, chloroplastic
Exons: 15
Coding region: 194-1876 (560 amino acids)
Biological process (GO): transmembrane transport
Cellular component (GO): membrane
Molecular function (GO): transmembrane transporter activity
Source: RefSeq, a predicted model, not a curated record